CAGGCGGUCAGGCGGGCCUCAAGUGACCCGGUAGGCAGUCCCCCAAGAUUCCUUCUCGCGAUCUCACUGCACGCCGCACCGCACCGCGCCAGCAUCAGCAUGGGCGGCGGCGGCGGCGGCGGCCUCGGACGCCGGCGGCACUUCGCCUACCUGCCGCUGCUGCUGCCGCUUCUCCUGCUCGCCGUGGCCGGUGCCGCCGCGGGGAAGGAGAAGGAGAAGGGCGCGUUCGGUAAGCUGCGGUUCCGGCGGGAGAGCGGAACGUUCAAGGUGGUGCAGGUGGCGGACAUGCACUACGCGGACGGCCGGAGCACGGCCUGCGAGGACGUGCUCCCGUCCCAGGUGGCCGGCUGCACCGACCUCAACACCACCGCCUUCCUCUACCGCGUCUUCCGCGCCGAGGAGCCCGACCUCGUCGUCUUCACAGGUGAUAACAUCUAUGGUGCCAAUUCAACUGAUGCAGCCAAGUCUAUGGAUGCAGCAAUUGCCCCAGCCAUUGACAUGAAACUUCCUUGGGCUGCUGUGAUUGGGAACCAUGACCAAGAAGGUACACUGUCACGUGAAGGUGUAAUGCGUCAUCUUGUCGGCAUGAAAAACAGCCUUUCAAGCUUCAAUCCGGAAGGAAUUGAAAUUGAUGGUUACGGAAAUUACAAUUUGGAAGUUUCUGGAGUUGAAGGAACACCCAUGGAUGAAAAAUCAGUGCUCAACCUGUAUUUCCUAGACAGUGGUGACUAUUCUACUGUACCAUCAAUCAAUGGUUAUGGUUGGAUCAAGGCUUCGCAGCAAGUCUGGUUCCAACAAACAUCUUCAAGUCUACAGGCAAAGUAUAUGAAUGAGAACCCGAAACAGAAGGAACCAGCACCUGGCCUUGUGUUCUUCCACAUUCCACUACCAGAGUUCAGCAGUUUUACGGCAGCCAAUUUCACAGGAGUAAAGCAGGAGGGUAUCAGCUCAGCAUCAAUUAACUCUGGGUUCUUUGCCUCCAUGGUGGAGGCUGGAGAUGUAAGGGCUGCCUUUGUGGGACAUGAUCACAUUAAUGACUUCUGCGGGAAGCUCAAUGGUAUUCAACUCUGCUAUGCUGGUGGAUUUGGUUACCAUGCUUAUGGAAAGGCUGGGUGGUCAAGGAGAGCAAGGGUGGUGUCUGUGCAACUCGAGAAAACAGACAACGGUGAAUGGCGAGGAGUCAAGUCCAUCAAGACAUGGAAGAGGCUUGAUGAUAAACAUCUUAGCACAAUUGACUCUGAGGUCCUCUGGAACAGAGGCUCUAAUGGGAGGCGCAGGAAAAAUCCUGGUGGUAGUUAACUUUUGAUGCAGACGGGACUGGUGCUCUGAAAGGGAUGUCUACAUCAAUGUGUAUUGUUGUAUGGUCAAUUUACUAUAGAAUCGGAAAAUGCAGAAGUGUGUACAUGGGGGAGAAGAUCAUAUACGGACACAUACACGCAGGUUUCUGCUGUUGUAUUUUUCCAUGUUUACAAAAUAAGUAAUUGCAAUUCAAGGCAGCUGUCAAUUAUUGCAAGUUUUCUCAUAUAGUAUAGUGCAAUGGUCAAAGGACGAGAAUGCUAUGUCGUUGUAGUCCCAUCUCUCAUGUAUUGUUACUGGCACUGUCUUUCUACUGCAAUUGAAACCUCAGAGUUACCACAAUAUCAAUUUUUCAUAUAACUA
This is a messenger RNA of Sorghum bicolor (sorghum), 1659 nucleotides long. Its product is annotated as probable inactive purple acid phosphatase 29. Bases 100 to 1299 code for a protein of 399 amino acids. Gene Ontology annotation, molecular function: hydrolase activity, acting on ester bonds. The transcript has 4 exons. The record is from RefSeq and is a predicted model, not a curated record. Lineage: Eukaryota; Viridiplantae; Streptophyta; Magnoliopsida; Poales; Poaceae. Gene Ontology annotation, cellular component: cytoplasm.